UGCAGUGGUUAUGUAACCACAUCACUUAGGAAACACACAGUUCAAGUUAUUGACGAAACGACGGAUUCCAGCAAGGCGAUGGCAAAUUUGAAAGUACCAGAGAGAAUUCUCGUUUACCUUCGUAAUUUAUCAAAGGGGUCGAUAGAAAGAGCUGUUUUUAAGGAUUGUAUCUUAGACUCUCUGGGACAUAGUGGAUUAGAGGCCCUGGUCAGCUGUACUUUAGAAGACAACCGACUCGUAAUAUCAAAUCCAACCAAAGAAACAGAUGCAGUUGUACUAAAGCAUCCUUCAUUCUGCCCUUGUCAUGGCUUAUCGUCCAGUGAUGUAACUAACAUAACGCAGGAGGUGCUUGACCGUGGUGUGGACUGUGGAGUGGUCACUCUGCUCUGGUCCUCUGACCAGUACCUUCUCUUGACCAGAAGAGCAUCCCAUCUCCGUAAUUUUCCAGGCGUCUGGGUUCCUCCAGGCGGUCACUUGGAGAGGGGAGAAACGCUAGUUGAAGCCGGGUUGAGAGAGUUACAUGAAGAGACCGGAAUUGAAGUAGACCCAAAUAAAUGCAGUCCGAAUAUAGUUGCUUUAUGGGAGUCUGUUUAUCCACCUUUACUGUCCCGGGGUCUCCCCAAGAAACACCACAUAGUAGUCUACCAGUCAGUCACUUCAUCCAAAACCCACCAGCAGCUAGACGCAGAACUCAAGCUGGAUGCCAAUGAAGUUGGUGCUUCAGCCUGGUUAGAGGAGUCUAUUGUGAGGGCACUAACGAAGCUAUCAGAGGAGAGUGGAGAGAAAUGUGAGGCAGUACUGAAAGAGAUUCCUGAUACAAUAAGAGGCCAUGUUGUGGAUCCCGUCACAGGGAAGGCAGCUGAUGAUCAAAUACCCACCAGAGUCUUCUAUCAAAGAGCGCCACCUAGUGGUGAAGAUAUAGAGAGGCUCAGCACAGGAAGCUUGUUUGCUAUGCAGAGUUGGUUGAAGAAGUAUUCAGCAGCAUCGUGACGGCAGGAUUAGAGUUGCCCGAUCGGAAGUUCCUAUUCACAAAGCAUCUCUGUCUGCUUACAACCGUACUCGCUUGAACACCAAUUCGGCUAUGAAGCAUCGGUUGAAAAAAUAACACUGCAGCAUCAUGACGGGGGAAUUAAAGACCCUGUCGAAAGUGAAAAAGGAAAUAGAUGAAUUGUACAUCAACCGAAAGCGAAUGAGCCACAGAUUAGAAUAAUACCAAUUAUAUGCUACUUUUAGUGUAUGUCAGAGAAGUAACAGCUCUCUGAAAAAUCUAAAUCUAAAGCUUUGAAAAUCAGAAGUUGUCACCCUAAAAACUAGCUAUCAACUUGAUGACAUCAUGUUAUGCGGAGUAUGCAUAAUCGCAAUGACUUUGCAUUAAUUAAGCCCGGCUCAUGGCCUCAGCUAUAUACAUGUAGGCGAGCCAAUUGGGUCCGCAUGUUAUGUCGUUACUGUUGCUACGGCAAAUCUGACCCCUGUUGACCCGUAAUUUGGUGAGGUGCGGAAAAUGAGGUUUUAAUUUGCUUUUGUGCAAUACUGUAAGGGAAAAUAUUUGUUAUUCCUUUAAAUUUGUAUCCUACAUACAUUCAGCUUUCCAUUGAUAUAAAGUUGUAUUUUCAUCAGAUUUGAGUCUUCAAGGAUGAUGCAAUAGGAGUAACUCUGCAUAAUGCAUCACAACUUGCUCACACCAGUUCUUGAUGGAAUUCCCAUUUAAUUAAUGCUUGCACAAAUCUGGCACGCAGCCAACUCUGUACCAACUGGUGGGACAUUACCCAGUUGCGGGGUUUCUCAGAGCAUGACUUAAGGGGAAGCAGGAAGUGUUCAGUUUGGUUCAGGAGAAGCAAAUGUUUGAGAAUUUCUCUGCAGGGGGGGGGGGGGGAGGGUGAAGUGCUUAAAAACGUUGUUAUAUGUAUUAAGCGCUGUAUAAACACAUAUUAUUUUUAUUUUUAAAACAGAAGUAUGAUGUAAUGUAACAACAAAGUGCUUUUUGUUUCCGGGGUACUUACAGUUUCAGGCUUUACAAGAAGUUAAAACCAAUUUCCUAGAAUAACAUUUGUAUGAAGUUAAAACCUAUUUCCUAGAAUAACAUUUGUAUGAAGUUAAAACCUUUUUCCUAGAAUAACAUUUGUAUGAAAGAUGCAGCUGCACUUAACAUGUAAUUGUAGACCAUUUCCAUUUUUGUACAUAAAUCAUUGAUUGUGUAAUACAUUAUAUUUUUAUACUGCCUUUUUAAGGAAUUACCAUUGAUCUUCAGAAUCUGCAAUACAUUGACUCAUUUUU
Molecule: messenger RNA, 2274 nt
Organism: Strongylocentrotus purpuratus (purple sea urchin)
Lineage: Eukaryota; Metazoa; Echinodermata; Echinoidea; Camarodonta; Strongylocentrotidae
Gene: nudt17
Product: nucleoside diphosphate-linked moiety X motif 17
Exons: 6
Coding region: 79-990 (303 amino acids)
Biological process (GO): NADP+ catabolic process; NAD+ catabolic process
Cellular component (GO): cytosol
Molecular function (GO): NADH pyrophosphatase activity
Source: RefSeq, a predicted model, not a curated record